This is a messenger RNA of Phymastichus coffea, 1327 nucleotides long. RefSeq names its product alpha- and gamma-adaptin-binding protein p34-like. Lineage: Eukaryota; Metazoa; Arthropoda; Insecta; Hymenoptera; Eulophidae. The transcript is spliced from 6 exons. Bases 106 to 921 code for a protein of 271 amino acids. The record is from RefSeq and is a predicted model, not a curated record.
AUAACCUGAAAAUCGUAGGUUAAAUUGAAACAAAAUAUAUUGUGUGAUCUUUAUUUAUUGGAGUAUUUUAAUUUAUUUACUUCACUUUUCAAAAAUAUUAAUAUUAUGGCAAGUACAGACAUAAGUAAUGAUCUGCCACGAGUAUUAAUAACAAGUACAAAAAUUGAAAAGGCCAAAGAAAUAGCAACUAAUAUGGGUGGUAAAUAUUUUACACAAGAAGCAGAUGUAGAUCACUAUGUGUUAAAUAUUGACAAUAAAUAUUACACAGCUCAAAUAGCGCUGUGUACAACUCAAAAUCUUUCUAUAGAUCCUGCAAAUUAUGAAGCAUUAAUAUUUCACUAUGACAUAGAAUCAGAAAGUACUUUGAAAAUGGUGGAUGAACUAUUAACACCAAUACUUUCUCAGACAGACGCAGAAAUACUAUUGCUUAUUUCCCAUUCAAUCUUAGAUUCUAUAGUCAAAGGCAAAGCAGUUGAAUGGUGUGCUCAAAAAAAGUGUGAACUUAUUGAAUUAGAUGCUAAAGAGAUUAUGGAGCUUGAAGAAGAUCAAAGCAAAUAUGGAAUAGAAAGGAUCAUAGAAGCUUUAGAAACACAUAUGUGGCCAAAUAUUAACAUGAAAGACUCUAGAAAAAAUUAUCAACAGCCACAGAGUGAUGUAAAUGAUGUUGGCGAACAGUUGGAAAAUGUUCAAUUAAGCAGUGCACAGGGAUUUGCUGACCGUCUGCAGAUGGAAAGUGUUUUAGAUGGUAUCAUGAAUAAUGAUGAAGCAGAUUUUGGUGAACUAUUCGGUAAGUUAAGAGCAAUGAAAGAACAUGCAGCAUCUAUGCCUUCAAAUCAAAGACGACUCGCAGCAGAACAUUUAGUUACUGCAUUUUGGAAAGCCAUAGGUGGAGAUCCUGCAGAAGUAGAUGAUAUAGAAUAGCUCUAGAUAACAUGUAACUGCAUCCUAUCAACAAAAGACAGAAGACAUUCUAUCACUAAUCUUUAAAAAUUUUAGAUUAUUUUAUCAUAUUUUUAAUCAAUCAGACCAUCUUAUUAGAAAUAAUUAUAAGCAAAAGGGUACUAUUAUAAACUUAAAUUUAAGCAAUGUUUUAAUCAAUGGUUUUGUAAGAGAAAAAAUUUACUAAAUAGCUAUAAAUGAAAUCCAUAUCUUUCGUAAUUUGUUUAUAUAAUUUUUACCAUGUGACUUGUAUAAAAAAGUAAUAUUAUAUUUUUGUGUUUGUGAUCUUAUCAAUUUUAAGUUAAAUCGAUUUUCUGUAAAGUUUAGAAAAACAACCGAAAUAUGUUAUAGAUAAAACAUCUGAAAAUCAUUGUAUAUGUUAAUGACC